GGACCCGCGGCGCUGCUCCCUGCCAAAGGGGAAGGGCCCAGCGGGCUGCUGCCCGCAGCGUGACACAGCACACAUGGGUUCGCGCUGCGCUCCGCCAGGGCGCCACUCGCGGGGAGAAGGGAGACCCGGCGGAGGCGGAGAGGGGUCCUGGCCCCGCGCUGUGCCUGGGCUGGAGCCAUGGGCGGGAGGCAGGGCGCGCUGCGCACGGGGCUGGGCUGCGCCCUGCUGCUGGCCCUCUUCCUGCUGGGCUUCCUGGGAGGCUGGUUAAUGAAACCCACUAAAAAAACAACUAGCUCAGCAGAUGCCUAUCAAAAUGUGAGACAGAAACUUGUGGCUGAAAUGAAAGCAGAAAACAUCAAGCAGUUUCUACGUUCGUUUACAAAGUUUCCUCACCUGGCAGGAACAGAACAGAACCUUCACCUUGCUAAGCAAAUUCAAGCCCAGUGGAAGGAAUUUGGAUUGGAUUCAGCAGAGCUGGUUCAUUAUGAUGUCCUCCUUUCCUACCCAAAUGAAACUCAGCCCAACUAUGUCUCAAUUAUUGAUGAUCAAGGGAAUGAGAUUUUCAAUACAUCGUUGUUUGAGACGCCCCCUCAGGGAUAUGAAAACAUUACUGGUGUGCUGCCACCAUAUAAUGCUUUUUCAGCUCAAGGAGUGCCAGAGGCAGAUCUGGUGUACGUGAACUAUGGCCGCACAGAAGAUUUUUUCAAACUAGAGCGAGAGAUCGGAAUUAAUUGUACUGGAAAGAUUGUCAUUGCCAGAUAUGGGAAAAUCUUCAGAGGAAACAAAGUUAAAAAUGCCAUAUUAGCUGGAGCCAAAGGCAUUAUUCUGUAUUCAGACCCUGCUGACUACUGCGCCCCUGGAGUAGAUCCUUAUCCAAAUGGCUGGAACCUUCCUGGAGGUGGAGUCCAGCGUGGGAAUGUGUUAAAUCUGAAUGGGGCAGGAGAUCCUCUCACGCCAGGUUAUCCAGCAAAAGAAUACACCUUCAGGUCUGAAGUUGAUGAGGGAGUGGGAAUUCCCAAAAUCCCAGUUCAUCCCAUUGGAUAUCAUGAUGCAGAAAUAUUAUUACGCAUCCUGGGAGGACCUGCAGCACCAGACAAUAGCUGGAGGGGAAACCUCAAUGUGUCUUACAACAUUGGGCCUGGAUUUGCAGGCAGCUAUUCUAUAAGAAAGGUCAGAAUGCAUGUCCACACUCACAACAAAAUAACACGAAUUUACAAUGUUAUUGGCACUAUCAGUGGAGCGGAGGAACCAGACAGAUAUAUUAUUCUGGGAGGACACAGAGACUCCUGGGUAUUUGGUGGGAUUGAUCCAACCACUGGCGCAGCUGUUCUUCAAGAAGUUGCUCGGAGUUUCGGCAAAAUGAUGAUGGAAGGUUGGAGACCUAAAAGAACUAUUAUUUUUGCUAGCUGGGAUGCAGAAGAAUUUGGACUAUUAGGUUCCACAGAAUGGGCUGAGGUAAAUAAAGAAUAAAUGCAGGAGCAGACACCUGCUUAUUUCCCUGUCUGUGUUUGGUUUUCAGGCAACUACACUUUAAGAGUUGACUGCAGCCCCCUUCUCUACAAAUUGGUGUAUAAUCUGACAGAAGAGAUUGCAAGCCCUGAUGAGGAUUAUGAAGGCAAGUCUCUCUAUGAAAGCUGGCUUGAAAAGGACCCCUCAACAGAAAGUAAAAGUCAUCCCAGAAUAAACAAACUGGGAUCAGGCAGUGAUUUUGAAGCUUAUUUUCAGCGUCUGGGAAUUACAUCAGGCAGAGCCCGUUAUACAAAGAACAGGAGAGCAGACAAGUUCAGCAAUUACCCAGUUUACCACACCGUCUAUGAGACUUUUGAGUUAGUAGAACGAUUUUAUGACCCCACAUUCAUGAAACAGCUUACUGUUGCCCAGUUACGAGGAGGACUGGUGUAUGAACUGGCAGACUCCCAGGUCAUUCCUUUCAACUGCCAAGAUUAUGGAGAAGCCUUAAGAAAAUACACAAAUAGAAUCUAUAAUUUGACCAAGAAACAUGAAGAACAGGUAGAGACUUACAGAGUGUCAUUUGGUCCCCUUUUUUCUGCUGUGAUGAAUUUCACAGAAGCUGCUGCUGAUUUUCACAGAAGACUUAAAGAGGUUGAUGUGAAUAAUCCAAUUGCUGUGCGAAUCAUGAAUGAUCAGCUGAUGUUUGUGGAAAGAGCUUUCAUCGAUCCUCUUGGUUUACCAGGCAGGAAAUUUUACAGACACAUUGUUUUUGCUCCGAGCAGCCACAACAAGUACGCUGGAGAGUCAUUCCCAGGGAUCUACGAUGCCGUGUUCGAUAUAGAAAACAAAGCGGAUCAGCGCAAAGCCUGGGAAGAAGUAAAGAGGCAGAUCUCCAUUGCAGCCUUCACCGUGCAGGCUGCAGCAGGGACUCUGAAGGACGUAGCAUAGGGACAAGGCACCAGCAGGCUUGAACACAUAGCCUAACUCUUAAAAAAUGGCAGUCAGUGUACUAGACUUCCACUUUGUGCAUAGUAUUUACUCGGGUUGCAAUAUAACCAGCCUUUUGCAUACAGAAGUCCCCUGGGAGUUAGUGAGAGCUGUUGGUGUUAUGGGACUGUUGGUUAAGGAACCAGUGUUGGUUCUCUGAGACUGGCAAAAGAUCCACUAAUUUUGGGACCUCAGUUUUUGGGUUCUGAGCACUUCUGAAAAUCAAGCUCCCAAGCUGCAUCUGCACUAGAGAAACUAGAACCUGCCACUGGUGCAGUUUUGUUAGUGGUAGCAGGUGGAAGUCAUAAUGCAGACAGAGCUCAGGGGUUUAACACCAUGUGUCUUAAUGGUGUUCUGAGCAGGAUUAAACAACAUGGUAAGAAUGCCUGAACUCUGUCUGCACUAGAGCUUCCAUCACUGAGGCAGCUUUUGCAUUGGGUCUGAUCCACUAUGGCUACGCCUAUGACCUAAUUUUCCUAGUGUGGACAAUGAUUUAGGGCAUAGGAAUUGCAGUACUGGAUCAGACCCAUGGUACAUCUAGUCCAGUAUCAUGUCUCUGACAGUGGUCAGCACCACAUGCUUCAGAGAAAGGUACAAGAAACUCACAGCCGUCCCCUCAUAGAGAUUGAUAUACUGUGCAUCAUCAGGCUUUAUCUCCCUACCCAUAGUCUUUGAUUGUGGGUGUGAUUAUAAAAGAUGGUGAGCACCCACAAUCCCAACUUACUUCAAUGGUAUUAGGUGUUCUCCUCUGAAAACUCCAGUUCUAGGUGUCCCAUGCUGCACAUCCAUAAUCAGUGAACAGUUGACAAUGUAGGUCCAGAUGCUUUUUAUGCCAUUUUUAAUAAUCAAAUGAAGUACUAAAAAAAUCCAUUUCUAUGCAGAAGUUUUGAAAACCCUUAGGCUGAGAUUUACAAAGGGGAUCGGGGGGGGGGGGAGUUAGGCAUCAAAAUCCCUUUUUGAAAUUUUCCUUCUGAAAAUCCCAGACUUAUGCAAUAUCACUACCCAGGUGCUUUUAAGAGGAAAAAGAGCCAGUAGAGAAUCACCAUCCCUCCUGUGAUGAGCUAUCUGCUCCAUUUGUAACAUGCCAUCACUUUCCUCUCAUCAGCUGUUAUUCAUCGUGCCCUCUUUAAUUGGGAAAGCUAUUUUAUACCAUGCUCUCACCCACCAGCUGAUGUCUGAUGACAGAGGCGGAAAGUGUUUUCCCAGAAUGCUAUUAAUUACUGUUCUGAGCAGAAGGGAUGGAACGCUCGGCAUUUCUCCUUCAACUUCUACAGGACUAAACGACACACAAUUUUUGUCUUCUGAUGUUCCCAGUUAAAACUUUAAUGUGAAACUUACAGUUAUUUUAAAUUCCAGGGAUGAAGGAAGAAAGUAAAAUGACCAGACAAAAAGGGAACUGAAACACUUUUCAGAAACCAUACGCCGGAUAUAAAAAGAAGAAAAUAUUCUAAGAGUGGGGAUUUUCCUCAGUGACUUGGCCAACAUUCCCUCUCUGCCCCAGGGUGUGCAAUAUGGUAGCUUACCUUCAGUUCCCAAGGUGGCUGCAUUUCUGUGGUUCUGGCUGCAUAUAAGGGUUAUGAGGUCUUUCAGGCUGUCGAUAUAAAUGGAUAAUAUUAAAAAUCACUUACACUACCCUCCACAACUCCAUUUACACAGUGCCUAUGUUUUGAUUCAUUUAUUCAACCUGUCUGAAGCAAUCUGUGGGUCAUGUAACUGAAAAGCAUCCAAUCCUCAGCGUUUAAAACCUAACAUGGGACAAU
Molecule: messenger RNA, 4199 nt
Organism: Terrapene triunguis (Three-toed box turtle)
Lineage: Eukaryota; Metazoa; Chordata; Testudines; Emydidae
Product: N-acetylated-alpha-linked acidic dipeptidase 2-like
Exons: 19
Molecular function (GO): carboxypeptidase activity
Source: RefSeq, a predicted model, not a curated record